Molecule: messenger RNA, 3770 nt
Organism: Delphinapterus leucas (beluga whale)
Lineage: Eukaryota; Metazoa; Chordata; Mammalia; Artiodactyla; Monodontidae
Gene: TMEM121
Product: transmembrane protein 121
Source: RefSeq, a predicted model, not a curated record
GGGGUGAGGCCUGGCGGGGGAGCGGGCGGUGGGGUCAGAGGAGCGGAGACGCAGCUGCGGGAGCGGCCCAACCCCUUCACCGCCCUCUGUCCGAUCGGGCUGGGGCCGGGGGAGGGCGGCCCUUUUCUCCCCCCCUGCCACCGCUUGUGGGCACUGAGGGACGGUUGGGGCUGGAGGGCGUGUGAGGCGCCGGGGAGGAGGCGGGCAGUGAAGGGCCCGGAGGCUCCGGAGUCUGUGAGGUCCGGGCAGUGGGGCGUGCAGGAGGCACCGGGCCGGGCCCGGGCCGGCCAGGGCAGCGGGGCCAGUCCCCAGGGAGAGGCCCGGCAGGGUGUGGGGGAGGGGUGGCCAGGCCCUGGCGCUGGCUGCCUGGGGCAGGGGCCGGGGCUCCUUCUGUGCCGGGGUCUGUCCCGGCACCCUCAGCCCUCCGCGCAUGUUUGAUGAGUGAGUGAGCCGUGGUAUGGGUGGGGAGGAAGGGGUUAGUGGUGCAGCGGCUGUUUGGCUAGUUGGCCAAGGGCUGGGAUGAAGGAAAUUCCCAGGCCGCUGCUGCAGCCACAGGAGGCCCAGGUGUGUGUGUGUGUGUGUAUGUGUGUGGCGGGCUUCGUGGGUCAAGCGUGUCCACUCAGUGGCGGCGGACACGGGGUGUGUGUGUGAGGGGGGAGCAGCAGCUCACGGAAGUGUGGAGGCAGGGGCAUAAUAGGCCGAUGACCCUCCCGAGGCACCUACCUACUCGACGCGGCCGAGCUCAGUGGUUGGGGGCCCUGGAUGUGGCGGCAGGGACUCCUGGGAGGUGGGUGCUGGGUGGGGCAGCACUGCAGUGAGGGCAGGGGUGGAGGUGCCGACUUGGAAGGGGACCUCCUUCCCCAGGCAGUGGGGGCUGCGGUAUCACCAGGGGCAGGCUGGGCACUGGCUCCACAGUCACACGUGACAUUAAAUUUUAUGUCCUUGUCUAGACAGGGCAGUAAACAGAGCCCUGGGGCCAGGGGUGCUGUGGGAGGGACAGGAGGGAUGGGGAGACUGGCUGGGAGUGAGCCUGCAAGUGACUUUCUGGUGGGUGAGGGCGCAGGGCCUCCAUCAUCCCCCAGGUGUGAACGGGCACAGGUGUGGGGACCCGCAGCCUGCGGCGGAACUCUGACCAGCACAGCCAUGACAACCAGUGCCAGGGGUGUGAGAGGGGUGCAGGGGGCCGUGGAACCCAAAGCAGGCCCAGGUGGGCGUUAGCGGAGGGAAGGCUUCCUGAGAUUGCCCCCAAGGGCAGGGGGGAGGGAGUGGCAGGGGGACCACCUCAUGGUGAGCGGGGCGGCGUGGGUGAGCUGGCGCCGGGGCUGGGGGAAUGUACACGGCAGGAGACGCAGCCAGGGCAGUAGGGAGCCACGAUGGGAGCAGGGCAGAGACUGGUCCACACGCCCUGUGAACGGUGGACCGGAGGGGAGACUGAGUCUGCCGAGGCAGGGAGGGAAGAUGCAGGGGCUGCGAGGCAGGGGUUGGGAAACACGGAGAGGCUUUUGGGAUGGAAUCCGCAGGCCUGGAUGACUCUCAGUCCUGGAUCGGGAAACCUGUCCAGAGCUCCGGCUCCUCCGGCCUUCCCUGAGCGCGCAGAGCGGAGAGCGCAGGCCCGCCUCCCGCCCAGCGCGGCGCCGGGAGCGAGGACGCCCGAGCUCCCGCGGGAACGGCCACGGGACGGAACCCCGGGCCUGCGGUGCAGGCCGCCAGAGCCGGAGGGACGGCGGCGUGGGCCCAGCAGGGACAAACCUCCGGGUCCCCCGCGCGCGCAGCGGGGAGAAGCCACUUCCGUUCCGUUUCCUCCCCGGCGGUGGCGGGAACGAGGUCUCGGGUCUCAGGUGGGGCUGCGGCGCCCCCUGGAGGCCCCGCUCUGGCUCGCGGCCCCCCGUGCGCACAUCGGCGCGUGCGUGCGGCCGAGGCCCGGGGCCCCGAGUGGGGACAGCGCCCCUCGCGGGAAGCACGUCGCCGGGGUGGGAGAGGCCGCCCCCUCCGCAUCCUGACUCUGUCUGCUCUGAUCUCCUCAGAUUCUGAGCUCGCCAGCCGGGAGCAGCGGCGCCCUCGGGGCGGCUGGACAGGCCCCGCGCCAUGCCCGAGGGCUGAGCGCCGCCGCCGCCGCCGCCGCCGCCGCCGCCGCCGCCGCCGCCGCAGGGCCUCGUCCCGCCUAGCGCGGGGCUGCGCGCGCCCAGGUCGGGGCCCCGGCGGCCGACCAUGGUGCUGCCGCCCCCGGACCGGCGCCACGUGUGCCUGACCACGCUGGUGAUCAUGGGCAGCAUGGCGGUCAUGGACGCGUACCUGGUGGAGCAGAACCAGGGCCCGCGCAAGAUCGGCGUGUGCAUCAUCGUGUUGGUGGGCGACGUGUGCUUCCUGCUGGUGUUGCGCUACGUGGCCGUGUGGGUAGGCGCCGAGGUGCGCACGGCCAAGCGCGGCUACGCCAUGAUUCUCUGGUUCCUCUACAUCUUCGUGCUGGAGAUCAAGCUCUACUUCAUCUUCCAGAACUACAAGGCGGCGCGGCGCGGCGCGGCCGACCCGCUGGCGCGCAAGGCGCUGACGCUGCUGCUGUCGGUGUGCGUGCCCGGCCUCUUCCUGCUGCUCGUGGCGCUCGACCGCAUGGAGUACGUGCGCACCUUCCGGAAGCGCGAGGACCUGCGCGGCCGCCUCUUCUGGGUGGCGCUGGACCUGCUGGACCUGUUGGACAUGCAGGCCAACCUGUGGGAGCCGCCGCGCACCGCGCUGCCGCUCUGGGCCGAGGGCCUCACCUUCUUCUACUGCUACAUGCUGCUGCUGGUUCUGCCGUGCGUGGCGCUCAGUGAGGUCAGCAUGCAGGGCGAGCACAUCGCGCCUCAGAGGAUGAUGCUCUACCCGGUGCUCAGCCUCGCCACCGUCAACGUGGUGGCCGUGCUGGCGCGCGCCGCCAACAUGGCUCUCUUCCGCGACAGCCGCGUCUCGGCCAUCUUCGUGGGCAAGAACGUGGUGGCGCUCGCCACCAAGGCCUGCACCUUUCUGGAGUACCGCCGCCAGGUUACUGCCACUGUGAGCCGUGCUGCUGUGACUGCUCCUGUGUGUGCAUCUCUCAUAUGUGCAAAGGAGUUUCCCUGGGGUAUGUACUAAGGAAUAAAACUGCUGGGACACAGGUAAGGGGCUGUAAACCUUCUCCAGGUGGUGCCACACGGUUUUCCAACAGGGCUGAGUCGAGUAAGCCCUGCAGCAUCUCCCACGCUUGGUGCUUUUGCAUCCAGCGUGGCUGUUAACGUUUUCACAUCAGCCUGAUCCCUGCUUCUUUGUCUGCGAUCUUUGCUUUUUCUCUGCAAGUUUGUAGAGUUGGUCUUUGAUAGUCUUGAAUUCCCUGCGACGUGUCCAAGUGUGGAGUCCUGCAUCUCACCCUCAUCUUCCUAAGUCCUGGGGACCGAGGGGAGGUGUCAGGUUUGGGAAAGCCAUUGCCACUAACUCUGCUGGCUGAAGCAUCUGUUGGUUUUGGGUGUAGAUGGUUUGUUGGAACCUCACAGGCAAUUGUGUCACUUUGCUGUACUUCUGUCACCUUUGCCGUGCACAUUUUCAUGCUAACUUGGUAACAGGUUUGGUUUUCCUGGUUCCUUUGUUACCGUGUUUCUCUUUAUCACUAGUCAUCCUUUUUGACUUAGUUCCAUUCUGCCUGAUAGAAUUGUGCCACCAGCUUUGCUUUGGUUUGUGUUUUUAUGGUGUAUGUUUUCCCACCCUUUAUUCUCAAACCCUCUGCUGUGGACUGAAUGUCUGUGUCCCACCCCCUCCCCCCA